Molecule: messenger RNA, 915 nt
Organism: Aspergillus tanneri
Lineage: Eukaryota; Fungi; Ascomycota; Eurotiomycetes; Eurotiales; Aspergillaceae
Product: alpha/beta fold hydrolase
Exons: 1
Coding region: 1-915 (304 amino acids)
Source: RefSeq, a predicted model, not a curated record
AUGGCAUCCGAGUCAAUUGUCUUGACUGAACGCUUCACUCACAGAAGUGAUACUCACGAACACUCCAUCCAGUGGACAAGCAUCGGACCAGACAGCAGUCCCCCACUGAUCUUCGUUCACGGCACCCCCUGGUCCUCAUACGUCUGGCAGCCCUACGUGAAGGCCCUGUCCUCGCGGUACAAGAUCUAUCUCUUCGAUAACCCGGGAUUCGGCGAAUCUCCUGGCCGUAGGCCUCUUCAGGCCCCCACAUCCGCAGACGAUAAGAUAUCUGAACUCGAUGCAUCUCUAGCCGGUCAAGCAGAGGCAUUUGCCGCCCUAUACCAUUCAUGGAACUUUACCUCUGACCGACUUCCCCACGUCGUCGCUCACGAUAACGGCGGGCUCAUCACCCUACGUGCGAAUCUCCUCCACGGCUGCCUAUACGCGAGCCUAUGUCUUGUAGACGUCGUCGCUGUCCGCCCCUUCGGCAGUCCAUUUUUCCGGCUUGUUGCGCAGAAUCCGUCCGUCUUCACUUCCAUCCCGGAUGCAAUCUUCCAGGGUAUGGUGCGUGCAUAUAUACAAGAUGCGUCAUUCAAGCCUCUCCCAAAAUAUGUUGAAGACAUGCUGGUGAAGCCGUGGAUUGCGGGCGGAAGUCAAGGCCAGGCGGCAUUUAUCCGGCAGAUCGUACAGGCUGAUCAGUGGCAUGCAGAGGAGGUCGAGGGGCGAUAUGCGGAGGUUGGGAGUGCGAUGCCAGUGAAGGUUGUUUGGGGGAAGGAGGAUAGGUGGAUUCCUGUUGAUCGGGCUGAGAAAUUAGCCAGCGCGGUUGGGGCAAGGGAGGUUGUUUUGAUCGGGGAGGCUGGUCAUUUGAUUAUGUUUGAUCAGCCUGAGCGACUGGCGACGGAGAUUGCCGUCUGGCUGAGGGAAGUAAGUCGGUAG